AUGAGGGAAAGGAUACGCAAGGUAACCAUUUUCAUAGCCAGUAAGAUAACAGGAAACUUUCCAGCUGAGAUCCUUUCCCUGAACUAUACCAUUCCAUCGGCAGCGAAGUUGGAUUCACCGUUUGUUUUUCCAAAUCUUGAUCCAAUCACUUUGGAAAUCGGUCUUUUCCUUGACUCAAAACUUUUCGAACAUUUUCAAAGGGAUUUUAUUCAAGACGCUGAACAACAUCUACUCGACUUCUCAUUAGCUUUAAUAAAUAAUGUUCAUGUACUCUAUCAACAACCCACACUGUCUCCAAACCUGACAGAAGCAAGCAAUUUGGCUACAUUCGUGCACAAAAAUGGGCAGGCCCAAAGUUUGUUGGAUGCGUUCUGUCGUCAUCAAGCUCACAUCAAUCCGGGCACUGAUCUGACCGACAUGGGACAUUGGGAUCAUGGCGUUCUGUUGACUGGGUUUGUUUACGACAUGCUUUUUUACGGCAGCGUUUUAAGCGUACGCCAGCGUCCUCGACAAUUACGAAAUUAUGACAUCUAUCACACAACCGCGUCCGUGGCUGGAGUGGCACCAGUGGCAAGAAUGUGUGAUCAGCUGUUUGCCUGCUCAUUAGUAGAAGGGCUGCACCUUGGGCGAUCGUUCGUCUUGGCUCACGAGAUGGGACAUAAUAUGGGUAUGGUACAUGAUGGUGUGCAGAAUCAGUGUAGUAAAUCUUGUUGCCUGAUGUCAGCAUGGUCAUGUGGUGUGCGAAUAGUGUGUAAGUUUGUUGCAUAUGUCGGCUGGAAUGGAGCGGUAAAAACGACCUGUCGCUUGAGUGCUCCUGUUGAGAGAAUUUCAACGCAUUCCUUUCUUCAGACCUCAGAUUUUGGCAAUGUUGUGUUUCAAGCGAGUCAGGCAAUGGCAUUGCCUCCGAGAUGGUUCACCAGGUUUGCUGGAACGAAAUCUAUCGGAAUGGUGCGGACGCCUGGUCAACGAUUUACAGCUGAUCAACAAUGCGCUUAUUUCUGGGGCCGUGACUACAAGGUGGAAAUUCCAACCGGACGCACCAUGGAGGACAUCUGUCGCAUACUGUGGUGUGGAAAUGGUGGGUCAACGAUCUCAACGGCCCAUCCAGCUCUGGAGGGCAGCUAUUGUGGAGGUGGCAGGUGGUGUCACGAAGGCCAGUGCUUGCCAUGGGCAUCAGGACCACCACCAAAAGUGGUUCAUGGUGGAUGGUCGAGAUGGAGUACUGAUGACAGAUGUCCUGUACAACAUUGCCAGAUCUCCGAUAGUAUAGCGGUUCGACCACAACAUCGCGAUUGCGUGAAUCCAGCACCAAACAACGGCGGGCUUCCAUGCAGCGGAGCAGCAAUCCGGGGAAUACUCUGCUCGACACACCACAGUUCCUGCCAAGGAUUUACUCGAGAAGAAUACAGUAACCGUAUAUGCUCAUCUAUAAAGCACGAUCCACUCAAACCCGAUCGACAGUUGACUGGCGAGGGCUUCGAACACGCAACCCAACCAUGCAAAGUUUGGUGUCAUCUGAUCGACUCGGAACUGAUCCGCAACAAAGGCCAGUUCCCAGACGGGAACGCCAUGCGGUCCGGAACAGUACUGUAUAAGCGGCACAUGCCUUGUGAGCUCUCAAUCAUCCUCAUUGGGCCCUAUUCGGGUGAAGAGAAAGAGCAGCGACCUUGCCUCCCACGUCUUCCAGAGUGCGAGAUGAUGACGGAAUGGGGUGAAUGGGCCGCUUGUGAAAGUGACUGCGGACAAGGACAGCAAAAACGUAAAAGACAGUGUCUAGCCGAAGACUGUAAUGAAGUUACCGAGGAAAAGCGGCCAUGUUGGAAUCCUGGAAAGGUUCUUGUUCAAGAUGUGUUGUGGAUUUCUGAUAAUUUUCAAUCAGUUUCAAUCAAUCGAUUUAGAUGGCUUGUUGGCUACCAUGGUCAGAAUGGAAGGAAUGCUCACAAACCUGUGAUGGUGGUCACCGAAAGCGAGAACGGGUCUGCCCUAUUCCUGGUGAAUGCGAAGGAGCUGCUUUUGAAGUUGGGCAGUGUAAUACCGAGCCAGUCAGCUCCAACCGGUGGCUGCAGUUCCAGCCAAACGCUUCGUCCUUCAGAAAACAAUUUCAGCGCUGUUCAACGGGAGUAUGGGCCCUGCCCUGAGACUUCCAACGAUUUUGUGUGGGAAGAAUGGAGCGAAUGGUCUGAAUGCAGUCAGACAUGCGGCGAGGGCUUUCAAAGAAAGGAAAGGAGAUGCAGGCGAGGUGAGUGUCCACCGGUGGAUAAUGUGCGUCAACGCCGUUGUGUCAGUGGACCAUGUCCUGCCUGGGAUGAGUGGACUGAAUGGUCCGAUUGCCCGUCCUGUUCCAGCGCCCACAGUCGCUCAAGACGAAGACGAUGCAUCGCGCAUUCGCGACAGGGCAAUGCAUCAUGUGAAGGACCAUCACAAGUGGAUGAGCCAUGUGACGAGUACUGCGAUAAUGCGGGAAUAUCAGAUGAUAAUCAUCAUCGGGAUAUUGAACUCAUAACGGGCAAGGGGAGACGAAGGGUUGUCGCCCACGGUGGUCGUAUAGUACCUAUCACAGAUGAAGCAUGGGGCGAUUGGAUGGAAUGGACUGAAUGUUCACAAACCUGCGGAACCGGCAAAAGGAGAAGGACAAGGGUAUGCAUUGGACGCAAAUGCCCGCCCCAGCCUCUUGAAUCCGUGAAAGAGAAGUGUAACGAACAGCCGUGUCCCGGAGACUCGUACUGGUCUCCUUGGACAACUUGGUCAACAUGCUCGGUCACUUGUGGAGAUGGUGGAGUACAGUCGAGACGACGCGCUUGCCUUCAAUCAUUCUUCUUUCAGUGCGACGGUCAACCAAUACAAACCCGAUCAUGCUCGGCUCUGACUCCUUGUGAGCCAUCACAUGCGAAUAACCAUGUCAGCGUCCCGAGGUGGUCCGAGUGGUCGUCGUGGUCAUCGUGUACGUGUUUCACUUUGAUGGAGAGCAGGCGACGAUUCUGCCUAGUUUCGGAUCCCGCCGUACAGGGAUUUUGCACUGGGGCCAUACUCGAUCAACGACAAUGCUCAGCAAGGUCGUGUGCUGCUUCUCCUGGAGGAUGGUCCGCAUGGUCAGAAUGGUCCUUGUGCUCGAAAGACUGCCAGGGAACUGGACAUCAAAUUCGUAAUAGGAUGUGCUCCGAACCACUACCAUCAAACAGUGUGCAGCAAUAUUUCAGAGGCUCGUAUUGCGUCGGCUACUCGUUUGAUCAACGUCCAUGCACCUCGUCGGCGCCGUGUGGCGUUCGCGUUGAUGGUGGGUGGAGUGAUUGGAGCGAAUGGAGUGACUGUGGAGAUUCUUGUGUCAACGCACAUCGAAGUCGAACAAGGCAAUUCUUCCUCCCCAUUUUUCUCUCCGCUCAUCCUAACAAGCUCCUAGAGCUGACCAUUACAGAGUCGACGGACGGUGAAUGGUCAGCGUGGAAUGAAUGGUCGGCCUGUGUAGGCAAUUGUGGUUUGGGCUCGAGAACGAGGGUUCGUGCAUGUGUUUCACCUCCGCCAACUGUUGGAGGUGUGCCAUGCUUUGGUAAAUCGUCUGAAAGUGAAGAAUGUCAGGCAGAGAGCUCUUUUUGUAGCCGAUUCCUUCAUCACGCUGAUAUUCUUGACGUCGAUGUACUGCAAUCAAUACAAUAA
Messenger RNA from Cooperia oncophora, 3651 nucleotides. Lineage: Eukaryota; Metazoa; Nematoda; Chromadorea; Rhabditida; Trichostrongylidae. The record is from the annotation of a GenBank genome assembly.